Laetiporus sulphureus 93-53 is the source of this 351-nucleotide messenger RNA. RefSeq lists its product as uncharacterized. The transcript has 3 exons. The record is from RefSeq and is a predicted model, not a curated record. The coding region runs from base 1 to 351 and encodes 116 amino acids. NCBI's taxonomy places the organism in Eukaryota, Fungi, Basidiomycota, Agaricomycetes, Polyporales, Laetiporaceae.
AUGAUUGAUGUCUCCCAUCAGCUCAUUGUGAAGGAAUCAGCGUCGAUUGUUGUACAUGACCAUUCCUUGAUACAGACGGAGAUCACGAGCAAUACGAUGUGGACAUGGACGUGUGAAUACCUCACGUAUAGCACGGACCCAGCACGAGUGUGGCAUCUCAAACAUAGAAUCGUCACGUCCAAGCAAGCAGUACUUAACGCCAUUGCGUACCUGUUGAAGGAUACCCCAAACGCUUGUGUAAUGCUCGCACUGCCCGCGAAAAUCUUUGAACACGACAUUCUGCUGAAGGAAGAUGGCCCACGGAGAGAGAUUUCGUCCAACGUGCGAUCCGCAAGCGAUGGUGUUGUUUAG